Messenger RNA from Eucalyptus grandis, 1528 nucleotides. Its product is annotated as expansin-A10. NCBI's taxonomy places the organism in Eukaryota, Viridiplantae, Streptophyta, Magnoliopsida, Myrtales, Myrtaceae. The transcript has 3 exons. The record is from RefSeq and is a predicted model, not a curated record. Gene Ontology annotation, cellular component: extracellular region. Gene Ontology annotation, biological process: plant-type cell wall organization. The coding region runs from base 132 to 875 and encodes 247 amino acids.
CUCUUCCUCCUCACUUCUCUCCUUCCCAGGCCCUUUCACUCAGAAGUUCCAAGCUGUUCCCUCUCUCCAUCUCUCUCUCCCUCUCUCCCUCUGUCAUCUUGGGCUGCAAAUUCUUGCUGCAAAAGCCAGAAAUGGGUUCUCUCGGAUUCACCAUUGUGGCCUUCCUGACAUUGCUGAAGACAGUCCAGAGCGAUGGGAGCGGAUGGACCUCUGCCCACGCCACUUUCUAUGGGGGCAGUGAUGCUUCUGGAACAAUGGGUGGGGCUUGUGGGUAUGGGAAUCUGAUUAGCCAGGGGUACGGCACCAACACGGCCGCCCUGAGCACCGCCCUGUUCAACAACGGGCAGAGCUGCGGAGCGUGCUACGAGAUCCAGUGCGUGAGUGACAGCCAGUGGUGCUUGUCCGGCUCCAUCACCAUCACUGCCACCAAUUUCUGCCCUCCUAACCCUAGCCUCCCGAACGACAAUGGAGGAUGGUGUAAUCCCCCUCUCGAGCACUUCGACCUCGCCGAGCCGGUCUUCCAGCAGAUCGCUCAGUACAAAGCCGGAAUAGUUCCUGUUCAGUACAGAAGGGUUUCUUGUGUGAGGAAGGGUGGGAUCAGAUUCACCGUCAAUGGCCACUCCUACUUCAACCUCGUCCUGAUAACCAACGUCGGUGGCGCUGGGGACGUGGUGGCGGUGUCCAUCAAAGGCUCCAACACCGGCUGGCAAGCCAUGUCCAGGAACUGGGGCCAGAACUGGCAGAGCAACUCGUACCUCAACGGCCAGGCCCUCUCUUUCCAGGUUACCACCAGCGACGGCCGCAUCUCAAUCUCCAACGCUGCCGCCCCGCCCAACUGGUCCUUCGGCCAGACAUUCAGCGGGUCCCAAUUCUAAACCCGACCCUGGGGCCGGAAAAACCGUGAAAAGCUAACUCCAAAAAAAAAAAAAAAUCUACACCUUCUAACCCAAUGAAGGGCCCAAUUUUAAUUUCCUCUAGUCAAAUAUAGGCUACUGAACAUAACAAUGUGACUUUAUUAUGUGCGUGGUGUUGGUCAUGUGGUGUCCUAGUCCCCUGUGGGCGGGCAGGCCUUUUAGGAGCGGCCCCGAAAGUCUGUUCCCCCCUUGUGCUCAUGCCCUCUAUUCAAACGGGUGUGACACAGUGUCGUGUCAUGUUGUGUCAUAACUAUCACACCGGAGAUCAUCUCUACACAGCGUGGAAGGCCUCUCUUUUCAAAUAACUUUUCUAUAUACCGGAAAGAAUCGAUUAGGCUGAGGUGAAUGAGGAGUGGUCACCCGCCCAGGAAAAUGAAAUGAAAUGCAACUGUCGAUUGUAAAAUUCCAAGGCUUUCGCUUCUCAGCAAGAGGCAGGAGGUUGUGGAAGAAGACUUUGCUUUUAGCUUUGGUUUUUCUUUUCUUCGUUUUCUUCUGUUGUUUCGGGAGCUCAGGAAGGCACUAAGCUGAGCAGUGACAAGACUUUUUUUUCACACAGCCGAUCAGCUGAUGAUGGUGUACUUGAAACUCUAUAUAAACUAAUGUAUUCUGUGUAA